AUGUCGCCACAUUCGACACUGGCUGAAGGCAGGGGAGGAGAAUUGGACCUCCCUAUUGUGACCCUCCAGGAACUGUUCACUGGCCUAGCAGAAGACUUCCCAGACAAGACUGCUCUCAUCUGCAGACACCAAUCAGCAGACUUUCUACAUCAAACUUCAGAAUCUUCCAACGUUCCCUCACCAUGUCUACGCUGGACUCACUCCCAACUUUACGACGCAGGGCACUUGCUAGCCACUAGGCUUCACGCACUGGGCCUGCGAAAUGGUAUGCGAAUAGCUGCCUUCCUAAGAAAUGGCGCACAGUUCGCUGUUGGCCUCUAUGCUGCAGCUCUGCUGGGUGCAGUCUUCGUUCCCAUCAAUCCAGCUAUGGCGGGCAAGCCGGAGGAAGUGGACCAUAUGCUUCAUACAGCCGAUGCGAGCGCUUUGUUAGCAUGGGAUGUCGAUAUGGCGAAGGCCCUGGAUCGAGCUUUGAGUGAAGGACACGCCGCCAAGCUUAUGGUCAAGGCCAUCUGUAACACCGCAGAUACAUGUCCUGACGGUUGGCACAAGCUGGAGGCCCUACUGGAUCCCAAUUCUGGCUACGAUCAGCUGCCACUUGAAGAUGCAAACAAGGCGCAUCUGGAUGACCUGGCCGUGAUCAUUUUCACAAGCGGUACAACUUCGCGUCCCAAAGGCGUCAAGCAGCUCCACAGGACUCUAGUCGCUGCAGUACGCUCUUCUACCCAGAACCAUGCACUUGACUCUUCACGAAGCUUUUGCGACAACUUACCUUCCUUCCACAUCUUUGGAAUCACCUACAUGCUGAACUGGUGGAGUGCUGGAGGUAGCGUCUGCUUCCCUUCAGAACUGUUCGACCCUGAAGCUACACUCCAAGCUAUCAACGAUGAAAAGCUCACCAAUAUCGCUGGCGUUCCAACGAUGUAUCAGGCCAUGAUUCGAGCGAAGGCGAGUAUGAAUGUAAGCAUGGAGUCCGUACUUGCUGCUCAGAUAUCUGGAACAGCGCUUUCGCCGGAGAUCUUGAAGCAGAUCAGUCAGGGUCUGGGUGUACAAAAAGUUGCUACUUCGUUCGGUAUGAGUGAGGCAACUCCGCUCUGCGCAGUCCCUUAUCGGGACCUACCAUACGACUUCAGCAAGAGUGAGCUCGUGUGCCUUGGCAAACCCGGCCCUGGAGCUAGAAUCAGGAUCUGCAAACCCAACUCCCGUGAAGUUGUCGAGAGAGGCGAAUCGGGCGAGCUACAUGCUGGAGGUCUCAUGGUCACCAAUGGAUAUCUCGGAGGCGCGAAAGGCGAGUUUUACGAAGACGACGGGACCUCGUGGCUCGUGUCUGGAGACCAAGCCGUGAUGGAGCCGAGUGGAGAGAUCUUCGUUAUGGGCCGAUACAAAGACCUGAUCAUACGAGGUGGGGAGAACAUCUCGCCAGCAUCAAUUGAAGCAGUGGUGGAUACUCUGCCAGGCAUCACUUCCCAGGUCAUUGGGGUGCCUGAUGAGAUUGCGGGUGAGGUUCCGCUUGCCAUCAUCAAGCCUACGACUGGAGAUGCCAUCGACAAGUAUGGGGUGAGGGAAGUAGUUGCAAAACGAAUGGGCGAGCUGUACAUACCCGCCGAAACCAUUAGUAUCCAGGACCUAGGGAUCGAAGACUUCCCAAAGACUGAUUCCGGCAAGGUCCAGAAAGCGGAGCUGCGAGGUGUUGUUGCGAACUUCCUGAGCAAUCGAGACGAGCAGGAGAAUGCGACGAAUCGUUCCAGCUCCAAUCAGGAUACACUCCAUCAGGUGUGGUCAGAUUUACUCGGCAUGUCGAAGGCGAAGCUCGAUGUGUCCACCUCAAUUCUGGACCUCGCGGACAGCAUCACGAUCAUGCGGGCUAGUAGUAAGAUCAAACGCAAGAUGGGACAUGUGCUCACCACAGGGGAAGUCGUUGAAUACCCUACGAUCGAGCAGCAGGCAGAGCUCCUCGAUAGUCGCGACGGAACCAUGUGCAAAUCCCCAAAUACCCCACCAGUGGCAAUACGGCAAGGUCCACCUGGUGUGAGUGAUAUGGCUCAUGCUCUCGGUAACCCUCGAAGUGUCGAACAUGCAAGGAUGGCAUUCGAAAGCGUUGCAUCCGAGCUUGGCUUAUCAUGGGAGCAAGAUGUGGAAGACGUCGUGCCGAUAUGGGAUUUCGGACAGGUUUUGUUGCGCCGGCUUCGUGCACAGUCGUGGAACCAUCGACAUGCCUGGGUUGCAACGAAGGCGAGUGCUAAGCAGUUGAGGUCUGCAUUGGAGACUGCUUUGACACACCAACCGAUGCUUCGCACUAUGGCAGCACAGCCGGAGGGCUCACCACCGUUGCAUUACAUCGUUCGGCCAAGCGAGACAUGGUUCAACGCUGUCAUCACGGAGGUCGAUGCCGUGGAGAAUGCAGAAGAUCUACGCACGUUGUGUUUGAAUGAUCCGAAGCUCGACUUUGCUGCAUCGCCUGGUCCACUUUUCCGAGCGAUCAUAGUUCCGAUCAAAGGGACUGGCACAGCUGGGCUGGUAUACCAAGCUCAGCAUUCGUGUUUCGAUGGAUUGUCUAUACCGAAUCUCCGCGAGGACUUGAAGACAAUACUAUCUGAGGGUCAGAAUGCCAGCAUAGCGCCACGGACGCCCUACAAAGUAUUCGCCGAUGCACUACUCCUUCACCGCAGCUCGGCUCAAGCGAACGCUGAUGUUGAGUAUCAUGUACGCCGUCUUCGAGGGCUAGGCAAGAUGGAGCAGUCAUUCUGGCCAAUCCAACGAGCCCCAGAAUGGUUCAAAGGCAACUUCGCCGAUGCAGCAGAUGACCUUAUCAAGAAGCGGCCCCUAAUAGACGGCGACAAGAGCAUUGGUGUCGACGGCGUAACAAAACGAACUAAACUCCCACACCUUCAAAAGCUGAUCAAGGAACAUGGCUUCAGUGCUCCAGCAAUCCUAAAGACUGCUCUUGCACUCCUCAACAGCCACUACACCAACACCAACAUCGCCAUUUUCACCAACUACGACGCAGGCCGCAACUGGCCCUUCCUAUCACCCUGGAUUGCCGAACACCUUCCCAACGCCAUGGACAUCAACGGUCCCACCUUUGAAGCAGUCCUCAACAACAUCACAAUCGACCCCAACGAAUCAGUCCUUACAAUGAUCUCCAGCAUCAAUAAUGAACAAACUCUCCUCACCAAACACGCCCACGCUCCCCUCUUCGAGAUACAAAAGCAGCUCGGCAAUGAUGUGCCGGCAGGUACCGACCUCACCGACAUCAUGCGCCGGCAGAUCUUCAACUGGCUUCCAGGCCUCAAAGAGGCAAUGAGUGAAUCGGAUGACUCGCCAUUGAAGCGAACCCAGGUGCAGUCGAGGAGCGAUGUUGGGAUUCUGUGGAACUGUGGGAUGUUGGAUCAGGAGAUGUUUCAGAUGAAUGCUAGUUAUGAUGAUGCGCAGCUGAGGAAAGCUGAGGUGGAGGAGGCGGUGGAGAGGUUGUUUGGGAUUGCGAGGUGGAUUACUGAGCCUGGGAAUUGGGAGAAGGGGGUUGGGGAGUGUUCGAAGGAGAAGUCAUGA
Fulvia fulva is the source of this 3546-nucleotide messenger RNA. Its product is annotated as Acyl-CoA ligase sidI. The coding region runs from base 1 to 3546 and encodes 1181 amino acids. Gene Ontology annotation, cellular component: cytoplasm. The record is from RefSeq and is a predicted model, not a curated record. Gene Ontology annotation, molecular function: phosphopantetheine binding; catalytic activity. Gene Ontology annotation, biological process: secondary metabolite biosynthetic process; amino acid activation for nonribosomal peptide biosynthetic process. The transcript has a single exon. NCBI's taxonomy places the organism in Eukaryota, Fungi, Ascomycota, Dothideomycetes, Mycosphaerellales, Mycosphaerellaceae.